AUGAUAGAAGGUGGUGUUACCAACAGGAUGUCAGGACUAAUCGAAAAUCCAGGACAAAGUCAUAAUUCUCCACAAGACUACAGGCUCCUGACCACUGACCCCUCCCUCCUGAGUAAGGACGAACUGCCCAGUGACCUGCAGUCAUUGACCUGGCUCACAGCCGUGGAUGUGCCCCGCCUACAGCAGCUUGGCAGGCCCCGCCCUGACUACGCUGGACCCGCCCAAGACAGCCUGCUGGAGCAACACGCAGCUCAGCUGAACCUGAGUGUGACGGGAGGAGCAGCGUCCAUGAUCCCCCUACAAAGCACCAUGCAGCACAGCCCUCUUGGAUUGAGUAGCAUGCCGCAGUUCUCUCCUGGGUUCCCGUGUGCUGCCUCUGUCUACCAGGCCUCCCCUCAGCAGGUGAUGACCUUUACCCAGGCCGGCCAGCAGUGUUCCCCCGGGGGGCUGUACGGUGGCUAUACCAACCAGAGCUUGUACCUGCAGCAGGGCCUUGCCCCACACAGCCAGGACCUGACUCCCAAGACCUUCCCCAAGCCCAUCUACUCCUACAGCUGCCUGAUCGCUAUGGCGUUAAAGAACAGCAAGACUGGCAGUCUCCCGGUCAGUGAGAUCUACAGCUUCAUGAAGGAGCACUUCCCGUACUUUAAGACAGCACCGGACGGCUGGAAAAACUCGGUGCGGCACAACCUUUCUCUGAACAAGUGCUUCGAGAAGGUGGAGAACAAGAUGAGUGGCUCGUCACGGAAGGGCUGCUUGUGGGCGCUGAACCCUGCCAAGAUUGACAAGAUGGAGGAGGAGAUGCAGAAAUGGAAGCGCAAAGACCUGUCGGCCAUCCGCCGGAGCAUGGCCAACCCGGACGAACUGGACAAGCUGAUCACAGAUCGUCCGGAGAGCUGUCGGCGGAGGCCCCUGGAGUCGGGCCUGACCAACCUGCCCGGCUGCCCCCCAGGGACGGCCCAGCCCCCGGCCCAGCUGCAGGUGCAUCCGGCGCCGGUGGUGACGCUGUCACUGCAGUGUUUGCCUGUGCACCAGCAGCUCCAGCUGCAGCUCCACAGCCAGUCGCGACUGGCGCCCGCCUCGCCCGCCCCUGCCCAGACGCCUCCCCUUCACACGGGGCCUGACCUAGUCGGCAGCAGCCCGCUGCCCCAGCACCCACCCGCCAAACAGCCCUCGGACGUGUACGCCGAAGUGGACGCACUGGACCCCAGUAUCAUGGACUUCGCCUUGCAAGGAAACCUGUGGGAAGACAUGAAGGACGACAGCUUUAACCUGGAGGCUCUGGGUACGUUCAGCAACUCCCCCCUGCGCCUGUCUGACUGUGAUCUGGACGUGGUGGGUCUGACACCAGUGUCGGGCACUGCCGGGCCGCCCAACUCGGACCUGCAGGUGGCUGGUGUCUACACCUCCUACAGCACUUUGGACAGCUUCUCGAACCAGUACAUCAGCACACAGGGCACCGGCAAGCCCAUCGUCCUGCACUGA
This is a messenger RNA of Electrophorus electricus (electric eel), 1485 nucleotides long. RefSeq names its product forkhead box N4 (gene foxn4). The record is from RefSeq and is a predicted model, not a curated record. Gene Ontology annotation, molecular function: transcription cis-regulatory region binding; DNA-binding transcription factor activity, RNA polymerase II-specific. Lineage: Eukaryota; Metazoa; Chordata; Actinopteri; Gymnotiformes; Gymnotidae. Gene Ontology annotation, biological process: regulation of transcription by RNA polymerase II.